This is a messenger RNA of Symbiodinium necroappetens, 2772 nucleotides long. Lineage: Eukaryota; Dinophyceae; Suessiales; Symbiodiniaceae. The record is from the annotation of a GenBank genome assembly.
GCGCUGCCGGUGGUGGUGGUCACCGGCCUGUCCGGCGCCGGCCGCACCACCGCCCUGAAGGUGCUGGAGGACAUCGGCUACGAGGCGAUCGACAACCUGCCGCUCAGCCUGCUCGGCCCGGCCGUGCUGGCCGGCCAUCUGGACCGCCCGGUGGCGCUGGGCGCCGACAUCCGCAACCGCGACUUCGCCGCGCAGCCCUUUCUGGAACAGCUCGACGCGCUGGUCGCCGAACCGGCGCUGGAGGUGAAGCUGGUCUUCAUGGACUGCGCCGACGAGGUGCUGCAGCGCCGCUUCACCGAGACCCGCCGGCGCCACCCGCUGGCCCAGGAGCGCCCGCUGGCCGACGGCAUCGCCGCCGAGCGCACCAUGACCGCGCCGCUGAAGGCCCGCGCCGACCUGGUGGUCGACACCUCCAGCCUGGCGGUGCCCGACUUCCGCCGCCUGAUGACCGGCCACUUCGGCCUGGGCGCCGCGGGGCUGGCGGUCUUCGUCACCUCCUUCUCGUUCCGCCAGGGCCUGCCGCGCGAGGCCGACCUGGUGCUGGACGUGCGCUUCCUGCGCAAUCCGCACUACGUGGAGGCGCUGCGCCCGCUGACCGGCCGCGACCGUCGGGUUGCCGACUACGUCGCCGGCGAUCCGGCCUUCGCGCCCUUCUUCGACAACCUGACCCGCCUGGUCGCGCCGCUGCUGCCGCGCUACGAGGCCGAGGGCAAGAGCUACCUGACCAUCGCCGUCGGCUGCACCGGCGGCAAGCACCGCUCCGUGGCCAUCGCGGAGAAGCUGGCGGCCUGGCUGCAGGACCGGGGCCGCCCGGUCACCCUGGGCCACCGCGACAAGCCGGGAGUCGGGCCCGGCGCUUGCGGCUGGCUUCCGCGCGCCGGGUGCGCUAGCCUCCGGCUCCUCAAGCAAGAGGCAGUUUCGCCGAUGAUCGGUCUUCUUCUGGUUACCCACGGCCGCCUGGCGCAGGAGUUCAUCUCCGCCAUGGAGCACGUGGUCGGGCCGCAGCCGCAGGUGGCGGCGAUCUGCAUCGGCCCGGACGACGACAUGGAGGCCCGGCGCGGCGAGAUCAUCGAGCAGGUCAAGGCCUGCGACGCGGGCGACGGCGUGGUGAUCCUGACCGACAUGUUCGGCGGCACGCCCUCGAACCUCGCGAUCUCGGUGCUCGACCAGGCCAAGGUCGAGGUGAUCGCCGGCGUCAAUCUGCCGAUGCUGAUCAAGCUGGCCAGCGUGCGCCAGACCGCCAGCCUGGCCGGUGCCGUCGCCCAGGCCCAGGAGGCCGGGCGCAAGUACAUCAACGUCGCCUCGCAGCUUCUGGCCGGCGAGGCGGCGGCGGACCCGGCGGGUGCGCGCGCCGAGCGGCGGGUGACCAUCGCCAACCAGCGCGGCCUGCACGCCCGCGCCGCCGCCAAGUUCGUCAAGCUGGCCGGCAGCUUCCAGGCCGAGGUCACGGUGACCAAGGGCCCCAACGCCGUCUCCGGCAGCUCGAUCAUGGGGCUGAUGAUGCUGGCCGCCGCCCCCGGCUGCGAGAUCCUGGUCGCGGCCAGCGGGCCCGACGCCACGGCCGCCGUCGAGGCCCUGGCCGAGCUGGUCGCCCGCAAGGCGGAGACGAAGGAACGGGUCUUCGAGGGGCUGGGCGUCUCCCCCGGCGUCGCGAUCGGGCCCGCGCAUCUGCGCGAGGGCGAGGUGGCGCGGGUGCCCGAGUACAGCGUCGCCGCCGCCAAGGUCGGCGCCGAGACCGCCCGCUUCGAGGCGGCCGUCGACAAGGCCGUGCGCCAGCUCCAGAAGAUCCGCCGCAAGUCCUCCGCGCUGCAUGGCGCCUCGGGCGAGGAGCUCGGCUACCUUCUGGAGGCGCACCUGCAGAUGCUCUCGUCGCGCCGGCUGCGCGAAGGGGUGACGGGGCGCAUCGCCAAGCGGAUCAACGCCGAGGCGGCGGUCGCCCGCGAGAUCGACGCCAUCGCCGGCGCCUUCGCCGAACUCGACGACGCCUAUCUGCGCAGCCGCGCCAGCGAGGUGCGCGAGGUCGGCCAACGCAUCCUGCGCAACCUCACCCGGCGCGGCUUCACCGGCUUCGGCGACCUCGACCCCGGCAGCGUCGUGGUGGCGGAGGAGAUCACCCCGGCCGACACCGCGCUGAUGGACCCGGUCAAGGUGGCCGGGUUCGCCUGCGCCCUGGGCGGCGCCGAGGGGCACACCGCGAUCAUGGCCCGCUCGCUGGGCCUGCCGGCGGUGCUCGGCGCGCCCGGCGUGGUCGGCGGCAUCGGCCCCGGCGACACGGUGAUCGUCGACGGCUUCGAAGGCCUGGUGAUCGUCAACCCGACGAAAAAGCGCCUGGCCGCCUACCGCAAGCGCCAGGCCGAGGAGGCCAGGCAGGUGCGCGCGCUGGCGCGGCUGCGCGGCCUGCCGGCCGAGACGCGCGACGGCACCCGCCUCCAGCUCCAGGCCAACCUGGAGCUGCCGCGCGAGGUCGGCCAGGCCACCGCCGCCGGCGCCGAGGGGGUCGGCCUGCUGCGCACCGAGUUUCUCUUCAUGAACCGCGACGACCUGCCCGACGAGGAGGAGCAGACCGAGGUGCUGACCGGCAUGGUGGCCGGGCUCGGCGGCCAGCCGGUGACCAUCCGCACCCUCGACGUCGGCGGCGAGAAGCUCGCCUCCUCCCUGGGCGGCCACCUGGGCGAGAGCGCCAACCCGGCGCUGGGCCUGCGCGCCAUCCGCCUGUCGCUGCGCGCGCCGGAGCUGCUGGAAGCCCAGCUCGCGGCGAUCCUGCGCGCCGGG